Molecule: messenger RNA, 1233 nt
Organism: Hyaloscypha bicolor E
Lineage: Eukaryota; Fungi; Ascomycota; Leotiomycetes; Helotiales; Hyaloscyphaceae
Exons: 4
Coding region: 1-1233 (410 amino acids)
Cellular component (GO): RNA polymerase II transcription regulator complex
Molecular function (GO): transcription cis-regulatory region binding; DNA-binding transcription activator activity, RNA polymerase II-specific
Source: RefSeq, a predicted model, not a curated record
AUGUCUAUUGAUAAAAAAGAACCUAACCGGGAGGGUUCGGAGGACUCCAUGGAGCUCAACUCCCCAACACCCGAAGCCGAGACUGGAGCCCCCCAGGAGAAUACUGCUCAGCAAAAGAGGAAGGGUGGUAGAAAGCCUAUCUAUGCUACUUCCGAGGAACGCAAGCAACGGAACCGCCAGGCCCAGGCUGCCUUUAGGGAGCGUCGGACUGAGUACAUUAAGCAACUUGAGGAAACAAUCCGAGUGCACGAGACGAAUCUGCAUAACCUGCAGACUGCUCACCGGAGUGCUGCAGACGAAUGCCUUAUGUUGAGAUAUAAGAACUCUCUUCUGGAAAGAAUACUACUAGAAAAAGGUAUCGACGUACAGGCAGAAUUACGAGCCAAGACUGGGAGCCCUCACCUUGGUCCUACGCACAUGCCACAAAAUAUGGCGCAGGCACCAACUGUCCAACGAGCCAUCAUGAACAGACACCAUCAGGCAAGACGAUCAAACUCGAGCAUCGCCCCCAAGUUGGAGCCCGGUGCGCCUCUCCAGUCUCCACAAUCUCGGCCCACCCCAUCCUCGCACGCUUCAUCGCCUACUUCGAACUCACCUAGCUUCGGCCAUCAAGGGGUGAUGACCCCUCCAGCUUCGGAGACGCAGAUGCAAUUCCAGCAACAGCAACAACAACGGCUUCAGGCCGCGAAAGCACAAGGGCAACAUGGACUACUAGGAACGCCUGGACUGAUGACUGCCGCUGGAGGAUUAGGCGCCGCCUUAGGACCAAAGGGACCAGGAACCAGUGGGACUGGUGGGACGGGAGGCACUCCAGUAUCUGCCGCGUACUAUCCAAGUCCCUCUGGAGGGUUUCAAAACCAUUAUGAGCAACUCGGCAAGCUUUCCCCUCCCUUCCCCUCUCUUUUCUUUAUAUGGAACUAUAUUGAUUCCGUGAGUACAGAACAGGAGUACGACGCCCAAACCGAUAUGGUCGAUGACCAAGACCCCGCCGAAGCCGGGCCUGGCCCGUACCCCGAACCGAUUCCACCGCCCCAACAUCAACUUGGCCAGCAGCAAAUGGGCCACCAGGGGCCUCAAGGUCUUCAAAUGGGCGACAACCCUCAGGGAUACAACUCGAUGACACAGCUCCUGGAUCCAUACGACCCGACCAUGCUCGAUAUGGACCCCUUCGGACUUUCGGCAUCGAUGCAAUUUCCCUCUUCCUUUUCCUUUGAUACGAGCUCAAUGAGAUGA